AUGCCUCCUAGUCGUAGCACGAAGCGGACAUACUCGGGGUCCCCGGUGGACCCUGAGGAAUCUGGGAAGAAGCGCAAGGCGAACACCAAUGGUAAAACGACUACCAAGGAAGGUUCUCCCUCUCCUUCCUCUUCCUCUGAUUUUUUAUCAGACGAAGCUGAAGGUCACCCUUCCGUUCUGCCAGAGAACUAUGUUGACUACAGUAUGAUGUCCCAAGGUGGCCAUAAUGAGGGGCAUACUCGUCCCCCGAGACAACAGCGAUGGAGACACAAUGGGAAUGAGCCUAUUACCGAUCCAGUGUUUGUUCCAGAAGGUUGGAAUGCCGACGAAUUAGACCUCGAUAUCAACGAUCUUGACGGCCAAAUUGAGAGAUGUAUGGAGAGGAUCAGCGAUGGAAUCCUACCCGAUUUCUUCAAGUUCAGACUGUCUCAGUAUGAGAAAAGAAAGGCUUCUCGCGAUGAAAUGAUCCAUUCUGAACCGGCCGGACUCAGCUGGGACAUCGUUCGACGCUUGGGUCAUUUGAAAACUAUCGAGACGCAUCUGAGAACAAAUGGGGACCCGGAUGAUCAGCUUCCCAAUGUCAAAGCUAUCACUAAAGCUUACAGAGAAGGCACAUUGGGUUGGUCUAGAGGAUGGGUCAGCUACUGGUCGAAGGGCGUGCAAGUGAAUACGCCCCAGAAGUUCGACGCAGAGUAUCAUAAAAAGCUGGCUGAGGAGUACGAUACCACCAGAGCGUGCUUCAACCUCCAGGCGGUGCCACUCUGGGAGAGUUUCACUCGUAUCCGCCUUCAGCUAUCGCCUGGUAGUCAAGCUUCUGGUUAUAGUGCUCUCACCAUCUUGGUGUGUCAUGACACUGGCGCCGAUAUCAUGGGAAUACCUAAAUGCUAUCUAGACCAGCUGGAGGCGUUGGGUAACCGCGUCCCAGUUCAAGGCUAUAAUAUCAUGGACAUUCCUGGCUCACGGGCAUGUCACAAAGUUGUGGAGCUUGACGUCCGUCUGGCUACCUACGGCAACCAUCCUGUGUCCCAUUGGAUGAAAGUACAGGCCUGUGUCAUCGAAACUAUGUCGGGGGAACAAUUUGGAAUGCUUCUUUCGGGACCUUUCCUGCGGUUUGCGGUCUACACUGCAACAGCUCCAGAUGGACAGGGAAAUCUCUAUGUUUGCAAUCAUAAGAAGGAACUAAGGCAGCUACCAGCUGUGCCCCAGGACCUUUUCCCAAGGGGACCGCCAUAUGUGCCUACCGCUGCUCCAGCACCAGGCGGUGGACCACCACCCCAAUUUCUACUAGAAAAGCAGAUAUUUACAACGACAGGACCCUUAGUGCACCCACUACAAGUACCACCACCGCACCUUGUAGUCAGCCGGCCUUCGCCGCCUUGGGAGGGUACUUCUUCCCAUCCUUCUCAACUUGAGGUGUGCAGGCACACCAUUCAGCUUCGGGAACUGAGUCCAUCACCGAAGGGAUAUGGCUUCCGCAACCCCACCAGGUGA
This is a messenger RNA of Penicillium vulpinum, 1491 nucleotides long. RefSeq lists its product as uncharacterized. NCBI's taxonomy places the organism in Eukaryota, Fungi, Ascomycota, Eurotiomycetes, Eurotiales, Aspergillaceae. The record is from RefSeq and is a predicted model, not a curated record. The transcript is spliced from 4 exons. The coding region runs from base 1 to 1491 and encodes 496 amino acids.